This is a messenger RNA of Closterium sp. Naga37s-1, 672 nucleotides long. The record is from the annotation of a GenBank genome assembly. NCBI's taxonomy places the organism in Eukaryota, Viridiplantae, Streptophyta, Zygnematophyceae, Desmidiales, Closteriaceae.
AUGGCGUUCCAUUCCCGUCCCGCGCCUGAGUUCUUCUUGCUUUCCGCCCGCGCAUCUACUCAUUCCUCCCUGCGCUACUUGCCUCCCCGCCUUCUUCCCCUUUCCCUUUUUCUCCCCACCCCCCCUCUUCCCCCCCCUCCCUCUUGUUCCGCCAUCAGCCACCCCCGCGGCGACCAGGCGGAACGUGCUGCUCGGUGCGGCGUCCUCCCGGCACCCAAGGGCUUCGCGGCGCAUCAGGACGCCAUUGACCGCUACCAGUUCUACUACCCCUUCGGCUGGCAGGAGGUGAGUGUGCGCGGGCAGGACGUGGUGUUCAAGGACGUCAUCGAGCCGCUGGAGAGCGUGGCAGUCAACAUCUUCCCCACGGAGCGCGCCUCGCUCGCCGAGAUUGGUCCCAUUGAACAGGUGGCACAGACGCUGGUGGAGAAGGUGCUCACAGCGCCCUCACAGAAGACCAAGCUCCUUGACACACGCGUGAGGGAGCUGGACGGGCGCACGUACUAUGACUUUGAGUUUGUGGCGCAGGCAUCCAGCUACACUCGCCACGCUCUCGGUACAAUCGCCAUUGCCAACGGCAAGUUCUACACGCUGACAACUGGGGCGAAUGAGCGCCGCUGGAGCAGGGUGGAUGAGAAGCUGCGCACAGUGGUGGCAUCUUUUGUCACUCUAUAG